GAGGAUGGAUACGGAGUGACGACGGUGUCACGGCUCCACACAGCAGCUCAGGUUGACGGUAACGAGCAGCGUAAACACACCGAGGGAAUAAAAGAGUUUCAACCGAACCCCCCCAAACUCAGGAGCGUCUCGUCGGUCGUUUCUUGUCCGUGUUGUCGUCGCUUGUCCGGGAGGAAGAAGGAUAUUAUGGCUGCUCUCCCCGCACAGAUCCAGGGACUUCAGUCAGAUGAGGAUGGCACCAGAAUCCUAAAAGUGAAAGUCAUUGCUGGAAUUGGACUGGCCAAAAAAGACAUCCUUGGAGCCAGUGAUCCGUACACUCGGAUGUCCCUCUAUGACCCCGUCAAUGGAGAAAUCGCAGGUCUUCAGACUAAAACGAUUAAAAAGACACUCGACCCAAAGUGGAAUGAAGAAUUCUUCUUCAGAGUUGAUCCCAGUAAGCAUCGUCUGCUGCUGGAGGUGUUUGAUGAGAACCGCCUGGAUGGCACCAGAAUCCUAAAAGUGAAAGUCAUUGCUGGAAUUGGACUGGCCAAAAAAGACAUCCUUGGAGCCAGUGAUCCGUACACUCGGAUGUCCCUCUAUGACCCCGUCAAUGGAGAAAUCGCAGGUCUUCAGACUAAAACGAUUAAAAAGACACUCGACCCAAAGUGGAAUGAAGAAUUCUUCUUCAGAGUUGAUCCCAGUAAGCAUCGUCUGCUGCUGGAGGUGUUUGAUGAGAACCGCCUGGACUUCCAGUGA
Messenger RNA from Stegastes partitus (bicolor damselfish), 735 nucleotides. RefSeq names its product multiple C2 and transmembrane domain-containing protein 1-like. Bases 187 to 735 code for a protein of 182 amino acids. The record is from RefSeq and is a predicted model, not a curated record. The transcript is spliced from 10 exons. Gene Ontology annotation, biological process: regulation of neurotransmitter secretion. NCBI's taxonomy places the organism in Eukaryota, Metazoa, Chordata, Actinopteri, Pomacentridae. Gene Ontology annotation, cellular component: synaptic vesicle membrane. Gene Ontology annotation, molecular function: calcium ion binding.